GAAAAGGAAAAUGGAUUAAAAGUCUGAUUUUGAUAUCUCUCUCUCUCUCUCUCUCUCUAUCUGUUCUGUCAUCCCUUCUCUUUCCUCUGCUGCUUUUUGAAGGUUUGAGAGGAGAAGUCGCUUUAAUACGCCAUUUCACCAUUUCUGCCUCUUACUAAAACCUCCAUGGCCGAAACUCUCGCACCCCAUUUCCUCAAACUUCCUUCUCCUCAACAUAGAGAACAACCCAUUAUUCAAUCAAAUCUUUUUCUAUUCAUAUUUCUCCAUUUUUAGCCCUUCUCUUCUCUUCUCUUAACCCACCAUGAAAACCCAUUCCCAAACAUUCAUUCCUUUUCCCAUUUCAAAUCUCUUUUAUUGCUUUCUUACUCCUCACACAAAAUACCCUUCUCUAAUGCCACCGUAUUGGAAGGGUAUCCGCUAGCUGGACUUUCCUUUUUUGCAUUUUCGACCUUUUCUCUCUGUUUCCCUCUGUUUUUUCCCCCUCUGUUUUUGAGUUUUCGCCAUGGAGAAUGAUACUGCUCGCAAAGCUUCUAUUCCAUGGGAGAAUGAUAGGGGUAUCGGUGAAGUAGCCAAAAGACCUCCACUUUACAUGGCUACUUUUGGGAAACAUAAAAUGCGGAGCAAUAUGAUUUCAUCUGCUUCGGCUCGAGAGUUGAGAUGUUUUGACCUGGAAAGUGAGCAACGUGAUGGAUUGUCCCCAAGAGGAGUUUUGGAAGCAAGCUUGCAGAGUUCAGAAUUCGAUGCGGAUUCUUUGAAUGAUAGUACCCCAGAACCAGAAAAUCAACCUUCACAAUCAGGGGCUCUUUUUCACUGGAAAAAUUUCUUCAAACUAUGGAAGAAAAGAUCGUUCAGGCGCCUGGCCUCGUUUCCUCCUCUCGGAGUGCUGAAGAUUUCAAGAAGAGGGAACAGAAGCGGGAGAGAGAAUCCGGGACUAAGUGACUUGUACAAGUUCAAGUCCUCAUUGGGAAACUUUACUUUCUCCGAGCUCCAAACUGCGACCAACAAAUUUAGCCAUGAAAAUUUGAUUGGAAAAGGUGGUUAUGCUGAGGUAUACAAGGGCCGUUUACAUGAUGGGCAAUUGAUAGCAGUGAAGAGGCUAACUAAAGGAGCCCCAGAUGACAGAACUGCUUGUUUCUUGUCCGAGAUUGGCAUCAUUGCUCAUAUCGAUCAUCCUAACACAGCCAAACUGAUCGGUUGCGGCAUUGAUGGAGGCAUGCACCUUGUUUUCAAGUUAUCUCCAAAUGGAAGUUUAGGAUCUUUUCUCCAUGGUCCAAAUGCAAACAAACUUGAUUGGAGUAAAAGAUACAAGAUUGCUCUUGGUACAGCUGAUGGUCUGCUGUAUCUCCACGAUCAUUGUCAGAGGCGUAUUAUUCAUCGAGAUAUCAAGGCCGAUAACAUUCUGCUUACAGAAGAUUUUGUACCUCAGAUUUGUGACUUUGGCCUUGCAAAGUGGUUACCCAAACAGUGGACUCACUACAGCGUGUCAAAAUUUGAAGGCACCUUCGGAUACUUUGCUCCUGAAUAUUUCAUGCAUGGGAUAGUUGAUGAGAAAACUGAUGUUUAUUCUUUUGGAGUUCUACUGUUGGAGCUCGUAACCGGUCGUCGAGCUUUGGAUGAGCUGUGUCAAAGCCUUGUACUAUGGGCAAAGCCUCUCUUAGAUAACAACAAUCACGAGGAGGUCAUUGAUCCUGCACUGAAGGAAAGUUACGAUCUCGAAGAGGUUGAGCGCAUGAUUUUAACUGCAUCUUUAUGCAUCGAGCAGUCUCCUAUUCUCCGACCUCGAAUGAGUCAGGCAAGUGGGAAACUACACCACGGUAUCCCCUCAUCUCUUCAACAAACAUGUAAUCAAACACAUUUUGGUUUAUUGCAGGUUGUUGUGCUGCUAAGAGGCGACAAAUACGUAGCGGAGUGUGAAAAAAGUACAAGGGUGCCACUGCAACGAACGUACUCGGAAGAGCUCUUAGAUGCACAAGAAUACAACAAGACGAGAUACUUAAGCGAUCUGAAAAAACACAGGCAGCUUGCAUUUGGAUCUUGAAAGUGAUAUUGUAACCAUGCACCUCAAGGAGGAAGAAGCUAUUGCAGUGUUGUAAGGGGCUUGUUUCUGGAGGUUCAAUGAAAUGGGGAAAAAAAAGAAAAGAAAAAGGAAGUAUUUGUGGAUGUAAAGUUUAGAAUUAAAAAGCAAAGUGUUAAUAGUUAAGUAAAAUGAAUAUUUAACUUUGUAAUCUAGUGGAUCAACAGCCAAACAGUUCCUUAAUUUAACUCUUUGUAUUUGUACUGCCAUUGUUUCAACACAAAUACGAAGCUGUUUGAAAUGAAAGGAGAAGUUUCAACUGUUUGUAUCUAAAAGUUUCUUUCGUUAUUUCUAAAUUCUUGGUAUAGUAA
Molecule: messenger RNA, 2385 nt
Organism: Cucumis sativus (cucumber)
Lineage: Eukaryota; Viridiplantae; Streptophyta; Magnoliopsida; Cucurbitales; Cucurbitaceae
Product: receptor-like cytosolic serine/threonine-protein kinase RBK2
Exons: 8
Coding region: 503-2038 (511 amino acids)
Biological process (GO): protein phosphorylation
Molecular function (GO): protein kinase activity; ATP binding
Source: RefSeq, a predicted model, not a curated record